This is a messenger RNA of Phycodurus eques (leafy seadragon), 4320 nucleotides long. RefSeq names its product myosin-16. Lineage: Eukaryota; Metazoa; Chordata; Actinopteri; Syngnathiformes; Syngnathidae. The record is from RefSeq and is a predicted model, not a curated record. Gene Ontology annotation, cellular component: myosin complex. The transcript has 24 exons. The coding region runs from base 556 to 3954 and encodes 1132 amino acids.
AUCUGAGAUGAAUUGAGGCUUCUUUUUCCUUCUUUGCUAGUAGCUCGCCAGCUGGGUGGGCCACCCAUCCCCCUUCUUUUGUUCCCUUUUUGUCCUUGGGCACCCCCGGGUGCCACCACGUGCGGGAACGCCCGCCGCAACCAAGCUGGCGGCGUUUUCGAUCGCAUAAGUCGACCAUGUGGCUCCGAUCGCUUUCCCUAACCACAAUCGGUCGCCCGGGCCUCUACGAGCAGCUGCCGGCAUCCCUGACGGAUCCCGCACGCCUUUGAGGACCAGAGCUCGGCUCGCCACCAGGUCAACCAGCAGGGAAGUUAUGAGCGCAUCCCAAAUGGGACAACAACUUUCCUUUCCUAUUUCUUUUUGCGUCUGUUUUUUCUUCAACCAAACCUCCUUCGUUUCCGCCUGAGAUCUGGAGGAAGACCACCCCCAAAGGCCAGCUGAUCAACAUUCUCUCCUUUACAGCCCUGAAAGAUAACACACACACACACACCAAUUUCAUUUCCUCCCCAACGCCUGCUUGGGUGAAGACAGGAUGGGCAACUGGGAGCUGUGAGGAUGGAAAAAAGAGUGUGUCUGAUCCAAACGGACUUCCAUCAAUACCGAUCUACCAUCAGACCACUGGCACAUGUGGGGCCUUUGAGGUUGCAGCCGGACAUUUACAAACCAGAGGAAGAGAUGAAGGAGAGAGAGGAGUUGAAAAGAACCACGGGGCAGAAUGACCGUCUCAUUUUAAUGGUUCGUGAGCUGGAGAGGGAAAACAGUGACGUGGCGUCCAAAUACCGUGCUGAGCAGUACACUGCCCCCGUGUCGGAACUGCGCUGUGUCCAACUGGAGAAGACACAACGUGAGCUAGAACAACAACUAUCUGGCUUGUCAGAGCGUCUGGAAGAAGGGGAGGUCCGUUCAACUCAGCUGGCUCUCCACAGAGACAGGAUGGAGGAAGAGUGUAACAGCCUCAGACAAGACCUGGACCAACUGGAGGGUGCCCUGAUUGCGUGUGAGCGGGAUAAAGAGCAAGCUAUGGAGGACCUGCACAGUGAGGAGAAGAAGGUGGAUCUGUUGUCCCAGCAGAAAUCCCAACUACAGAUGCAAGUAGAAGAGCUCGAGUAUCAGCUGGAGCAGGAGCGCUAUCAGCGUGAGGAGCUGGAGAAGAACAGUAGGAAGAUGGACGGUGACAAUCUGUGUACUCAGGAGAGUCUGGAGGGGGUGGACAAGACAAGAAAUGGUCCAGAAGAGAUCAUCAAAAGGAAAGACAUGGAGAUAAGCAAUAUUCAGUCCAAGCUUGAAGCUGAAGAGAGCCUCAGCAAUGGACUGCAGAGGAAGAGCCGAGAACUGCAGGCCCGCAUUGAGGAGUUGGAGGAGGAAUUGGAAGCAGAACGGGCCAUAAGAGCAAAGGUGGAAAAGCACAGAGCAGAUUUAAGCAGGGAACUGGAAGAUCUCACAGAUCGACUCGAGGAAGCAGGCGGGGUCACCGCCUCACAGAUAGAGAUUAACAAGAAGCGAGAGGCGGAGCUCCAGCGUCUGAGACGAGACCUGGAGGAGUCAUCUGUCCAGUCAGAGACGCUGGCUGCAACCCUGAGAAAACGCCACGGCGAUGUCAUUGCAGAGCUAAGUGAGCAGUGUGACGCUCUGCAGAGGACCAGGGCCAAGUUGGAAAAGGAGAAGCAGAACUUGAGGAUGGAAGUAGACGACCUAUCCACUUCACUAGAAAGUCUACAGAAAGCCAAGAUGUCCUCAGAUAGCCAGAUGAAGAAAUUGGAAGAACAGCUCUAUGAGGCUAACAGGAAAGGAGAUGACCUGCAGAGGACACUCACUGAGCUCACUGUGUCCAAGAACAGACUCACAGCUGAUAAUACAGACACAAGUCGACGAUUGGCUGAGGCAGAGAACAGAUCUGGCCAGUUGAGUCGUACCAAGACUCUCCUCCAAUCUCAACUAGAAGAACUGAAGAAACAGCUGGAUGAAGAGGUCAAAUGUAAGCAGGCAGUCAGCGGAUGUCUCAGUUCGGUGCGGCAAGAGUGCGAGGGGCUCAAGGAGCAGCUGGAGGAGGAGCAGGAGAGCAAGCAAGAGCUGCAGCGGCUCAUCUCCAAACUCAACAUUGAGAUGACACACUUAAGGACAAAACAUGAGGCAGACUCCAUCCAGCAUGCUGAUGAGCUGGAGGAAACCAAAAAGAAGCUGGUAUUGAGGCUGCAGGAGGCAGAGGAGGCAAUGGAAGCCACCCAGGCUAAAUGCUCCUCUCUGGAGAAAACCAAACAGAGGCUCCAGGGAGAGGUGGAGGAGCUGUGCAUGGACCUGGAGAAGGCUAGCGUAUGUGGACAAGCUCUGGAUAAGAAGCAGCGGGUUCUAGAGAAGCAGCUGGGAGACUGGAAGCAAAAGUGUGAGGAGCUGGUAGCGGAGGUGGAGAGCUGCCAAAAGGAGAGCAGACAACACACAGGCGAGCUCUUCAAGCUGAAGACAGUGCAUGAAGAGUCUCUGGAGCAGCUGGAAGCUCUACGAAGGGAGAACAAGGCCUACCAAGAAGAGAUUGCGGACCUCAUGGACCAGCUCACAGAUGGAGGUAAGAGUGUCCAUGAGCUCCAGAAAGCAAAGAAGAAGAUAGAGAUGGAGAAAGAAGAAUUACAGGCUUCACUGGAAGAGUCAGAGGCAGCUUUAGAGGCUGAAGAAACCAAGUUGCUGAGAAUGCAGCUGGAGUUGUCUCAGGCAAAAGCAGACCUGGAGCGCAGACUUCAAGAGAAGGAGGAAGAGAUAGAUGCUGCUCGAAAAAGCCACCAGAGGGCGAUGGAAUCCUUACAGGCCACAUUGGAUGUGGAGAUUAAAGGUCGAGUGGAGGGAUUGAAGCUCAAAAAGAAACUAGAGGCUGAUGUUGCUGAACUGGAGCUUCAAGUGGAUCUCCUUACCAAAAGUAACACUGAGUUCAGCAAGAGCAGCAAAAAGACACAGCAGCAGAUCAAGGAGCUCCAGGCUCAGCUCGAGGAGGAGGUGAGGAGCCACGAGGAGCACAAGGAGGAGAUGGUGGCCUUGGAGAGACGUUGUGCUCUGCUGGUUAGUGAUGGCGAAGAGUCUCGCUCUGUCUUGGAGAGUACAGAAAGGGUUCGCAAAGCCUUGGAGGUGGAGUUGCAGGAUACCAAUGAAAAAUACAGUGAUCUCAACAACCAGUUCCAAUCAGUUCUGAGUGGGAGGAGGAAGCUGGAGGUGGAUCUCCAAGCUCUGCAGCACGAGCAUGAGGAGCUCCAAGGAGAGCUGAGGGGAUCGGUCGACAAAUCCAAGAAGGCCAGCUGUGAGUUGGCCAGAGUGGGGGAGGAACUACGCCUGGAGCAAGAGCACACGCUCCAUCUGGAGAGGGUGAAGAAAGGUCUUGAGGCUCAGGUGAAAGACAUGAGCACCAGGCUGGAGGAGGCAGAGCAGAUGGCUUUGAAAGGAGGCAAAAAGACCAUCCAGAAGUUGGAGGGAAAGGUAAAGGAGUUGGAGCUCGAGCUGGAGUCCGAGCAGAAGCGACACGCCGAGACGGUGAAGACACUGAGGAAGAAUGAACGUCGGCUCAAGGAGUUGGUCUUUCAGUCUGAGGAGGACCAGAAGAACCAGCUGAGAAUGCAGGAGCUAGUGGAGAGGCUUCAGAACAAGAUGAAGGCUUACAAGAGACAAGUCGAAGAGGCUGAGGAGCAAGCCAACAUGAACUUGGCCAAGUACAGGAAGACAGUCCAUGAGCUGGAUGAUGCUGAGGAACGAGCUGACAUCGCCGAAUCAGCACUUACAAAGAUAAGGAUCAAGAAGAGAGGCAGCUUCAGCAAGGGAUACUCCUCAGGUUACAGCACCCCAUACCCAGGUCUGGUACGGUCGCCCAGCUCCGUGGGCUCAGAGGGCCGAGUUGAGAAGAUCCUCAACGACGACGAGUCUGUCAGCUCCCUAAUCCCGUCUUAUCUCAAUUCCCUCAAGAAACUCAUGAUCGACUAGAAAGAGCGCCGUUUUCUUUGAUGUGAAGUCAAUCACACCUUGAUGCCACUUGAAGAGAUCACACUCAAACAUUAUGAAGUCUUUAUAGUUCAGUUGGACAGAAAUUUAAUUUUUACUUCACCAUCACAUUAUAAACAAAACCCCAGCAUUUAAUUGUGCACUCCUUCAUUUGUCAUGAACUACACAUUUUUAACACACUUCAUCUUAUCCAGUAACUGCUGCAUAUAUUGAUAGUGAUAUUGAAUGGUGUGUUAAAACAGAUUAUAUCUUUAUACUGUGUUUCCUCAUAUAAUGCUCUAAUACACGCCCCAGUUAAUUGCAGAGCGUGUUGUUCUCUUAUCUUGAAUAAAUAAACACCUUACACAU